AUGAACUCGGCGUGGAAGGUUGUUCUAUUUGUGAUCAGUGCGUGCCUUCGUGGAGGAUCGUCCUUCCCCCAUACUCAAACAGUGAUAACUCAAGUUCCGCCACCUAAAGUGAUUUCGGUGAACAAAACAUCGAUCUCGUUGAUUGAUGGCGAUUUGAAACGUAUUGCCACCAUCGGGAUUUUAUUCGGAGCCGUUCAGGGCGAGGCCGAAAUGGAGAAGAAACUCAAACGGCAGCUGAUGGAUCUAAGCAGAACCUACAAUGUGACCAAGUUUGAGGUGAAAUCGCGCAAAGUGGCCGCCAUGGAACGCACGAUGGAACGGGAUAGGAUGGCCAUCGGAAUUUUGAACGGGGCGUUAAAUUUGGCAACCAAAUCGAUGACCUAUGAGCAGUACAAACGUGAAAUGAGUAAACUUUCGGAGCGCGAAAAACAAUCACUCGGAACUCGACUACCGGUACUGAAAACAAAUCCCGUCGCCAUGAACACCAACCAGACCGACUACGACCUGAAGUAUAUCAAGCGGAAAGUGAACCGGCACAUUAAUGACAUGCGUAAAAGUCUUGCAAAUAAAAUCAAAGAAACUGUUCAAUACUUGGAAAGGAACGAUGGUAUGGCGAGCAUAGAUCAGGUGGAUGCUGUGGCACUGAAGAAAAUUGCUGGAAACCGACUGCCGGACUAUAGUUUCUACGAAAGUGUAUUCCAGCAGGAUUUGGAGAAUCACAUAGAAGCCCUAUUCCGUCGUCGACAGGACGAUGACGAAGAUAACGGAAACGUAUACUCGAAGGAUAGUAAAGAAAAUGCGAACCAGAACGAUAUUACAGUCACCUUGGGAGAUGAUGAAGACGAAUCGGAAUCGGAAGACGAAGCACCACCGGGAGGUCUGGUAGGAUUGAUCGCUAGUUUGAGUGGUGGUGAUGAAGGUUCGGAUGUUGGUGCGCUAGUUGGAGCAUUGUCAGCCGCCAUCACCAAUUUGUUUGGACCCGAUGGAUUAGAUGUGCCUGGACUGCUUGGCACAGGAACUGGACUUAUCGCAGGUCUACUAGGGGGUGAUGAAAACUUUGGCAAGGUGCUUGGAGGCUACGUAGGUAUUGCCGUCGAAGGUCUUUCGGGCGGAGGAGCUGAUAACAAUGGUGCAUUUUUUGGAAACUUGUUAGGUGCGAUGAUUUCGGCAUUUAGCUCAGACCCGGACGAUGAAGAUUUACCGUUGAGACCGGAGUUGUUUAUCAAAAACUUUUUCUCCGGACUCCAGGACGCGAAGCGAAAGGGUGAUCCUCCAGCGGAUGGGUGCGGCGAUAGCUGCAAGGGCUCCGACCUGUUCGGUUUCAUCGGGAACAUCGUGUCAUCGAUCGUCGGCGGUGUGACCAGCUUGGUGCUGAAUGCAUCCCUCGGCUCGUCAGGUGGUUCAUCGCAGGGCUCGGUCGAUGCUUCCGGGGCGUCAUCGGCGGGCAGCAGCGCUGACGAUGGGUGCAAGCAUCCCUGUCAAACGACUCCCCAUUAG
Messenger RNA from Topomyia yanbarensis, 1497 nucleotides. RefSeq lists its product as uncharacterized. The transcript has 8 exons. The record is from RefSeq and is a predicted model, not a curated record. Lineage: Eukaryota; Metazoa; Arthropoda; Insecta; Diptera; Culicidae. Bases 1 to 1497 code for a protein of 498 amino acids.